AGUAACUCUCCUUUGUCAAGCCUCCAUUUCUCAAUCUUUCUGAGAAAACAACAGGAAGUGCAAUAGGAAGUACAAUGUGCAUGUGGCCGUAUUGCAUCGUCAACAGCCUCCACAUGAAUUAAUGUCAUAUACAUGCUGCUGUGGUGCAACCAUGACACGAGCAGCUCUCAUGAAACUCCUGAUCCUCUUGAUCCUCGCCUUCAUCAUCUGCCUCCCAGAAUUCUUCACGCUAUACCGAGUAUCCAGCGUUAGCUUUAUCUGUCAGCCUCAUCGACAUUGUGCACGAGGAGAUGAGAUGAGAAAAAGGGAGGAUGAAAAGGCUGGGGAUGCAAAGGCUAAGAGAAAACCCGUGUGUGACUCCUCUCAGACGCCUGGCAGUGAACGGUGGGAACAGGCCUGUAUCCACGGGAAUCAAAGCAACGUGACAGAUGCUGCUUCAGAUUCCAGAAGUGGCAGCCAAGAUCCUGUCCUAAACUGGUACAUGUGUGAAACUGAUCAAAACAGCACAGGAUUACACAGCAACAUAUCAGCUCUAAAGGAACAUGUGGAAGUCUCAGUGCGACUUCUACUCAGACGAGGUAUUUCAUUCAAUCUCACCUUGUAUGGCCGGAGUAACCACAGUGACCUGUACCUUGUACCAUCUGAAGAUGAAGAGGAAGAGGAGAAACGGGAGGAGGAUGCUUUCUACUGCUGUCUUCCUAUCCCGCCCACUUCAGAAACAGCCAACCACAGCCGAUGCCUCCUUUGGCUUGCCAAUCAAACUGUUUUGGUUGCAACCGGAAAGGAAAAGCUGUCAUGGAAACCGACACAAAAAGGCGAGUGGCGGUGUGCGUUCAGGGUGCUCUGGCUGGUUCUGCUGUGUGUUGUCCUCCUGGCUGUAGCCACCAUUGUGCUGAGACACAUCUACUGCAAACCAAGGAUGCAACCUGUGAGUUACGACUUUGCUGCACAGCUUCUAAAAGUUGGAGAAAAGCGUGCCGAGAUCAGUAACACUGCCAAGGGGAUGAUCCCAGACUCGUUUGUGUACCAUCCCCGGUCAGGACUCGCAACCAUUCAAGAAGUGGUAACUUCAGAUAUUCCUGAAACAUUGCUGCAUGAAAAUGUGGAUCAUCACUGUAACGGUAAACAACUGACUUCAGCUUUUACUACAAAUGUAAUGAAUGAGGCUACUUUUAAGAGCCCAAUCAUUUCCAAACAGUUAUCUUACUCUGGUCCAGGUUUCAUUUAUAGUCUCUGUCUCUCAGAAACAUUUAUAGUAUGAAAUAUUAAGGGAACAAGCUCAUAAAAAAGCAAAUAAAUAAAAUCAACUCCUCUGUGAACCUGUCAGCUCACUGUACUCUGUUUUCAAUUUUCACCUGAAGCUAACCUGCAUCAUCGUGGUCAUCCUUCCACCUCUUCCCUCACAGAGGGCCAGGCCUGGUAACAACUACGUGAAGAAAUAAAAGGCCUGGUAACAACUACUACAGGAAGAAACAGAGAUGAUUUCCUUGCUAAGCAGACAAAAUUAUGGUGAAAAUAAAAAUCAUCAGAGUCUUAACAUGGUGGUUAAAGUGGUUUAUUUUUAACAACUCAACCGCUGACAACUACGGAGCUUUAACAAACAAACAACAUAGAUAUGUUAGAAAAUUAUUCAAAUUACAAAACAUAUAUAUAUAUAUAUAUAUGUGUGUGUGUGUGUGUGUGUGUGUGAAAGACCAGGGUAGAGAAGCAGAAGAGACUCCUUUUCUUCUUCAGAUAUGUAAGUAAUUAUGAGUGAAAUAUAAGUCAGUUUAAUUAUGGACCUUGAAAACUCACAAAAGUGGGAAAUAGUUCUAAUAUGAAAUCCAAAAAGUGCCUGAAGAAUUAAGAAGGGUGUUACAGCAGUAUGCAAAGCUAUGGUUACCCAUGGGCAAAAUUUCAUAGUUUUUGUGACAAUUUUUUUUAAAAGCCUUCUGGAUAGUUUUUUUUUUUUUUUUUAAACACACGCACAUACAUAUAUAUAUACAUAUAUAUAUACACAUAUAUAUAUACAUAUAUAUACAUAUAUAUAUACAUAUAUCAUCCUCUGCAGUAUCUUCUAAAUCAAAAUGAUGAUCUAAUAAUUUCUCCAAGGUUCUCCAAAUUUUGCAUACAGUUGAACAAACCUGUAAACUAAAGUAUGAUUAAUUUAAAUAAAACCUAAAAUAUAUGCUAAUGCUUUGUUCAGGACACACAAUUACAGAGCAUUUAAUAUCAUCUUACCGCACAGUACAAUUUAAUGUUUAAGUUAAAAAAAA
Messenger RNA from Thalassophryne amazonica, 2255 nucleotides. RefSeq lists its product as uncharacterized. Bases 122 to 1261 code for a protein of 379 amino acids. NCBI's taxonomy places the organism in Eukaryota, Metazoa, Chordata, Actinopteri, Batrachoidiformes, Batrachoididae. The transcript is spliced from 9 exons. The record is from RefSeq and is a predicted model, not a curated record.